GCUCAGGUAAAAAUCUAUAUCAAUUGAUGUUCAAGACUCAACUUUUAAUCUCGCUCGCCAGUCUCAUUCCAAUCUACACACCUUCCACAGCCGGGUCAAACUAUCUAGAAUGUCGAUUGCGCCUAAGUAAUGCGAUUAGCGGGAAUUGUACUCCGAGAUGUGAAAUCAAAACAUUUCGCCCUUCAGCCUCGAUUUCCACUUCCGUUUCAACAUGCUCGGCGAAAUAGGCGAGAUACUUGGCUAUCUGCUGGGAAGGUAGGAGAAGAUGUCCAGCGUUACUUUUCGACGACGCUCUUGAAUGAUUCGGAAAAUCCUGUCGACGUGCUUCUAUCAGAACUAUCCGACAGCCACCGGCUCAGGCAGAGAGUACAGAGGGCACUUGCGCAACCGAACUUUGACCAGUUGGUUCAAAAAACUGGACUGUUCAGAAAAUGGGCAGCGUUAUUGACGGACCCCGUCCGCCUCGCUAUCGAGUCUGACUUCCUCCGGCAUGGUCCAGCAAAAACAUGGCCAAAGCGGCUACUGGUCGACACAUUCAAGCACCGUGGCGACCUCGCUUUAUGGAGCUGUCUUUUGAAUUACCAGAAGAGAGUCAACGGCGAUUCCGGUGUUAGACAUAUUUGGAAAGCCCUUUGGGGUCGAAAGACACUGUAUGAUGUCCAGAGCCCGCUCGCGCCUAUAUUCUGGCAAACAAUCCUGGAUGCUGCAGUGAGGUCGGAUGAUGUAAAAUUCCUAGAGUACGUAUGGAUCUAUAGCGAAUGGAUGUACGAUUUGCAUGGCGUCAGGUGGCCUCAACUCUACUCGACCGUGCUAUCGCAUUUUCUACGAACACGUCAACACCAGCAGGCCCUGCAAUGGCAAUUAAGACUUACCCCGAAUUUUUAUCCCGGUGUAGACGAGUUCGCACGCAUAGUGAAGCGAUUCGCGGACGAUCAGGAACUUUACCAUCCUCCUACACUCGAAUCACUUUACAUCGUAAAUUCUGACCAUCAGCUGUACGAUACUCUCAUACCGUAUCUGUAUAACUUGGGUGCUUCCCAAUUGGCGGCGAAGUGGCGGCGAAUUUGUAUUCGACACGACGAUAUACCAUCGGCUCAUGUACCUGUUCGACCUUUCCUAAGAUUCCUGCAGGGGUAUUUCCCACACGAAUCGCUCCACCCUAGUGAAUCUGUUAUCUUCAACCGCAAUAUCGAAACCACAGAAGACGCCGAGCACGUAGAACUCUCCCGAGAAUUUAUCAAUCGUGUCCACGGUGGUACCUUUGGCAUUAGUGUCAAGAACUACAACGACAAUCUAGGAGCCAAGUGGCUAGCUAGCUCCUGGAUCAGUUUAAAUAUAGCCAUAUCGACAAUCGCAGCUCUAGGUAUUGAACAUAUUGGCCCGUUGUCGUUGCAAUCUAUUGCCCUAAGAGAAGGAACGUCAAAGGGCGUGUUGAGCCGCAUUGAACAGCUAAAGGAGCAGGGUAUCACAGUUGUCGAUUCAAGCUAUCUUAGACUUGUGCUCUAUUUAGCUAGGAUGAGAGACGAUCAGCUUUUACUCGAUCUCUUAAACUGCGAUCUUCACCCAGAUGUGUUCGAUGAUCAUGAACUCCAAGCACAGCUCAUUGCCUCCACAGCCACUUCAGGAGAUUGGCAGACUCAUCGGCUUGUACUAGUUUCGAGGCUAGUUGCAAUGAAAGAAUUCAGUCGAGAGGCAGCCAAUGCACUCGCCCGCGUAUAUGUAUUACGAAGAGAUCGGCUAGGACUCUCUACGCUACUUACCAACAUGAAGAGCAUGGAAAUUGUGGUCAAUCAAGAUGUGACUAGUCUCAUAUUCGACAAUCUCGUUACCGAAGCCAAGUCUACCUACCUAUCUGAGGAUUCCCUCUACUUCUAUCUCCCUAUUUGUCGGCAGCUUGCAUCCAUGGAAAUCCCCGCGCCUGUUCGCUGUUGGAGGAAGAUCUUGUUUUGUCUCACUCGACAAUCAAGAUUAGAUGACUUGGAAAAGGUCUGCGUCGAAUUAGUGAAUCUAUUCACCUCUCCACAAACAUCCCGUCCUGGUUUUACCCCUGUUCACCUAGAAAAUAUACCGGAGCCCAUGAAAAAACCACUAUCCGGUGUCAAGAACCUCCUAGGCGUUUACGUUCCCGUAGACCUACCCACACAGGCACCGCUUCAUCCAUUACACCAGAUAUUCGAAAGAAAAUUACUCAGGACUAUUGUGCGUUACUCGUUCUACACUUUCUCGGAUCAACAGGGCGAAUCAGUCCCAGACUGGCAAAUACGUCGCUGCCAGCCCGGAGGAUUCAACGGUGGCCGGGUUAUUAGGUUACUACGGAUCCUUUGUGAUCAAGGCUUAUUCAUUCAAAAGAAGCGUCUGGUCACUGCGGUUAAGUUACGUCUCAUCACUUUAUACGGUCCUGGUUACCCGGCGAAGAAAAGCCACCAGCUUGCCAGAGCCAGAAAUACUCUAACUCUAUCGCAAAUGAAGUCCCUCUUGGACGAAGCAUGGGGGGAAGAGUUUCUCCCGCCGAUCGAAAUCCUACAAGCGGAGAUUGAGACCCGCGGCCGCAAGGAGAUGUUAAAGAAUAUGAAAUACAUACGUAGUAUCGGAAAGACGAUACCGCGGCUUGAUAUCGUUUUAUGAUUUUAGUAAACUAAGCAUACUGCGUAUAUCUAGGUACCUAGUAUAUAUCCACUGGUUCACAUGAAGUAUAGAUUUUGGUGCAUGUGCUUGUAAAAGAUAUAAU
Messenger RNA from Annulohypoxylon maeteangense, 2728 nucleotides. RefSeq lists its product as uncharacterized. Bases 130 to 2625 code for a protein of 831 amino acids. NCBI's taxonomy places the organism in Eukaryota, Fungi, Ascomycota, Sordariomycetes, Xylariales, Hypoxylaceae. The record is from RefSeq and is a predicted model, not a curated record. The transcript has a single exon.